AUGAUCCAUGUUUUUCGAUUUCUCAAGAAACGACCUUCCAAAAAGCGUACCACUAAAGAAUCCCGCAACAUGACUGCUUCAACCUGUGAUGCACAGACCCCAUCAACAUCCGAGAUAACGACCAAGGGAUCAGAAGAUAGCUCCAUUCGCCAUCGCACUGAUAGUAACGGCCGCCGCUUUCGUGAUGAUGUCGCCUAUGUUUUGCCUGUUGAUGAUACCGAGAUGGAUCGUGUGCACCAACAACACUGGAUGUUGAAAGUGUUAUUUGACGGCAACUUUAAGGCACCCGUAGAAUCUGCACUUGAAGAGGGCAUGCAGGUUUUGGAUUCUGGUUGUGGACCUGCCACUUGGACUCUCGAGUUGGCCAACACGUAUCCGAAAUCUACUUUCCAUGGCACCGAUAUCUCUUCUAAUUUCCCAAAAACCAUCAAGCCCGCCAACUGCAACUUUUACGUCCACAACAUAACCGAACGCUCUGAAUUCCAAGGCAACUACUUUGGGUUCAUUCAUCAGCGCCUCCUUGUAGCUGGUCUUUUGGUUGAUGAUUGGGAAAAGGUGUUACAAGAACAUUGGCGUACGCUUGCACCCGGUGGCUGGAUCGAGUUGAUGGAGUUACCGGUUGCAAAGACCGUCAACAUUGGUCCAAAGCUCGCAGCAUUAUUCAACAUUUUCGUUGAAAUGUGUAAAGCAAAAGGGCUACAUUGGCAGAUCACCAACCAUCUCGAAGGAAUGCUUGAGCGUCUUGGAUUCGUCAAUAUCAAGGUUCAAGAAGUAGAGCUACCGAUCAAUCACGAGAGCACCGUUAGCAAGCUUGCAUGGGAGGACAUGUUGGAUUUAUACAAGGCCAUCAAGCCGGUCAUUGUUAAGAGCAUGCCCGAGCUAGCAGAUGAUGAACGCUAUCUUGAAUACCUGGAGGCGUGUGGAGAAGAGUGCAACAAGAAUAAGAUGUUCGGUUACUUUUAUCGCAUUUGGGGUCAGAAACCACCCACGGCAUAG
This is a messenger RNA of Lichtheimia ornata, 996 nucleotides long. RefSeq lists its product as uncharacterized. Gene Ontology annotation, molecular function: methyltransferase activity. The record is from RefSeq and is a predicted model, not a curated record. Lineage: Eukaryota; Fungi; Mucoromycota; Mucoromycetes; Mucorales; Lichtheimiaceae. The transcript is spliced from 7 exons. Bases 1 to 996 code for a protein of 331 amino acids.